Molecule: messenger RNA, 1044 nt
Organism: Eruca vesicaria subsp. sativa (arugula)
Lineage: Eukaryota; Viridiplantae; Streptophyta; Magnoliopsida; Brassicales; Brassicaceae
Source: the annotation of a GenBank genome assembly
CACUCUCGAAAAACCUAACGCAGCAGCCGCCAUGGACGAAUCCGCGAACAAAGGUCUGGAAUCGGAGGGUAGCGGCGCAAAGAUUCCAAAAUCCAACCAUGUGUUAAGAUGGUCCGCGAGACCUAGGCCAGCAUACCUGGAGGAAAAAGAUGUGGAUUUGAACCCUAGUUAUGCAGGGAGCAGCCAUAUGUUUAGAUGGUCCGCGAGACCUAGGCCAGCAUACCUGGAGGAAAAAGAUGUGGAUUUGAACGCUAAUUAUGCAGGGAGCAGCAUUAUUAGCAGGAUGGUGGUCACGGGAUACGACACCUCCCCUCCUUUGAAUGAUAGUGUUGUGGAAAUGGCUCUGAAAAAACACUUUGCAUCAUUUGGAAUAAAGUUAAUACAUGCUUCUGUUCCCGUAGACAUGCACAGUCUUAUUCUCUGCAGUCACGCCUUAAUCUAUGUUUAUGAAGAAUUUGAAGCAGAUGUGUUGAAGCUUAGUGGAAGUGACAUGGGAGGAGGAUGUGUUUUAGAAAUUACGGCUUACCCUUUUGACAACGACAAUAGCAUUCACCAUGUCUUUGCUCAUCUCAAAUACGACUACCGACAGCGCACGUUGUCCAUUCAAGGAUUUGAUACUUCCCUUGAAGAAGAUGCUGUCGAGAAGAUGCUACGUGAGAUUAUCCCUUUAUCCAGUCCUAUAGUUGUCAAUGACGGUGUUCGCUGCACAGCUUUGCUUCAUCUCCGUGGACAAGAUUAUGUGGACAAGGCUCUGCAACUUAGCGGAGGUUCUUUGUUAGGCUCUAACAUUGCAGUUACUGAGGUCCUCCAAAAAAGACCGGCCCCGGCUGGCUUAUGUCCCGCAAGGAAGGUGGCUUUGGGCUGAUGAGGAAGAUUAAACCAAUUUUGUUUUGUUAAAAAGAUUAAAAUAGAUGUUAACAUUUUCUUUUUUUUUUAACGUCUAAUCUGAUCUUAUUAAUAUAUCGAUAUACAAGUAGAGUUAUAGAAUCUUUUACAAAACAAUGGAAUACAAAUUAUUACAUAAGCAGAAAUAUGCGACAUAUA